AUGUCUUCUCACUCUACUUCUGCGUCUUCCACUGCUGCUGCCAACCAGGCUCUCAUAGCUCUUGUAGCCCGGCUCACUGAGAUGGUUGAAGACAUUAUCUGGUUGCCAUCGCAAGAGGAAAAAAAUGGAGUUGAGCCGGAAGAUUGCUUGCGAAGUGUCGCUAUUACUCUUUCACACCGUCUUGGGCACAAUCAGGACAUGUGCAUGAAGCACCCAUUGUACAGUAAGACAUUGGGUGAUGUACCACCUAUUGCACCUGCAGCUCCUGCAACUGCACCGGUACCUACACCUGCACCUGCACCCACACCUGCACCACCACCUGCUCCUGCUCGUGCCCCGGCACCUGUGCCACAUGUCAGCAUUCGCAUGCCCAGACAUGCGGCAUCCGGUGAGCCUGCACCGGCAGGGCUGUUGAAAACACGGAAACAUCGCCUCAGUACCAGCCCUCCUUUGCCUCGUGCCAACCGGUCCCAGAAGCCUGUCAUCAAGUUGAAGGAGAUCUUGUCUGACACUGACACUGACACUGAGAAGGUGAAGGGGAAGGGGAAGGGGAAGGCCAAGGCCAAGGCACCGGAAGUUGAUGGCGAUGAGGAUGACGACUUCAUUGAUGUCGAUGAUCUUCCAGACGUCGAGCCCCGGAAAUCAAUGCGCAAGGCUGUCAUCCCUGCAAAAAAGCCGGGCACACUGAAGGCAAGUCGGUUGGUUGUGAGUGAGGGCAAUGAAGAAGUAGAUGAAUUGGAGGAGGAUGAAGAGGCACAAGGCAGAUCAAAGGCAAGCCACUGUACGACCAGGGAAUCCAUCCAGUCCAAGGGCAAGGGCACCGGCAGGAAAGCCAAGGUCCAAGAACAGCCCCCCACUGACGGUUCUCUGCCGCCUUGUGACAGGUGCCGGGCGAAGAAGGUGGAGUGUUGCCCCCGAUUGACGAAGAAAGGCGAUGUCGCCUCGACUUGCUCGUUGUGGAGCGCCACCAUUGCCCCCACCACCAACACUGCACCCCCUGUGGCCGCAGUCACCACUCACUCUAAGACGACCCGGUCCAAAGCCACCGGAAAAAAGAUGGGGCAGAAAUCUAAUGCGAAAGGCAAGUCUUUUGCUUCCGACAAGACAAUCCGGCAACCUAGUCCUAUCCAAGAGGAAGAUGAGAGCGUCCAGAUGCUCGAUGGCACUGUGGAUGUGACGGGUGCCCAACAACAAUCGGCCCCUUUGGCAUCUGCAAACGAUUUCCCUCCUGAUCACUGGAUCGAGCCUGACAAUGACGAGUUGCCACCUCCACCUCCAUCACCGGCCAUGGCCUCAGAGGACGACAUCUGGUUCUCACCAUUACCUGUCGUUUACAGCCCGCCCUCCCCUACCACGCCUUCCAGACCCAGUCAGUCCACCCAGCACCCCCUUUCUCAUGACCAGAUGGAGGCCAUGUUGGCCCAAAUUCAUCUUGAGAUGGAGGAACUUCAUACAUGCGAUCAAUUGGAAAUUGACUUCCGGCAACUUCGCCUGGAGUGUCGAAUGGACCUCACAGAGGCAUCUGACAGUGCCAUGUCGGUGCAGAUUGAUCACAUUGAGCAGGAUAUGCAUGCGCAGCGUGCACUCCUCUCUGAGUGCACCGCUGAAGUAAGAGGCAUUGUCAGGUACCUCAGGGAGCAGAGAUGCGGUCAAGCGAACAGCAUCAAGUCCACCAGCAUUCAAUCCACCCCCCCAUCACAGCUCCCGGCCCAUCCAUCAGUGCGUUUGCCCGCACUACCAGGUGGUGAUACGUUUGGUGACACUGCAGAUGGCUCACCGGUCGCAAGGCACAACUGGGUGUCAUCCACCCCCACCAACAUCCCGCCAUUGACAAUGAGGGAAUCCGGCUCGUCUGUUCCUCCGGUUGGGUCACCACCUGUGCAAUCUCCUGAUCUCCCAGUCGCCAGGCCAUCAAGUGUGCCAGCUGAUGUGCAGUCCAUCUCAGCUCCUUUGCCACGCCCGCGAUAUGGACCUCUGUCGCACCAAGGUCGAUCACGCACCACCGGCUUAGCCAUUUCAUUCACUACCGGCCCAUCUGUAUCAUACAUUUCAUCACCAUCCGGCCCAUUUAACACUACUGGCUCAUCUGUAUCAUCCAUUUCACCCCCAUCCGGCUCGUCCGUUUAA
This is a messenger RNA of Suillus subalutaceus, 2127 nucleotides long. RefSeq lists its product as uncharacterized. The record is from RefSeq and is a predicted model, not a curated record. The transcript is spliced from 10 exons. Bases 1 to 2127 code for a protein of 708 amino acids. Lineage: Eukaryota; Fungi; Basidiomycota; Agaricomycetes; Boletales; Suillaceae.